This is a messenger RNA of Antechinus flavipes (yellow-footed antechinus), 1663 nucleotides long. It is a transcript of the gene CDK3, whose product is annotated as cyclin dependent kinase 3. Lineage: Eukaryota; Metazoa; Chordata; Mammalia; Dasyuromorphia; Dasyuridae. Bases 60 to 980 code for a protein of 306 amino acids. Gene Ontology annotation, molecular function: cyclin binding; cyclin-dependent protein serine/threonine kinase activity; ATP binding. The record is from RefSeq and is a predicted model, not a curated record. Gene Ontology annotation, biological process: protein phosphorylation; G1/S transition of mitotic cell cycle; signal transduction. Gene Ontology annotation, cellular component: nucleus; cytoplasm; cyclin-dependent protein kinase holoenzyme complex. The transcript has 7 exons.
GUAGGCCGGGCCAGGGGUGCUCAGGGCAGGGCCUGUGUCGCCCAGGCAGCUCGGCUGGUAUGGAUGUGUUCCAGAAGGUGGAGAAGAUUGGUGAGGGCACUUAUGGGGUGGUGUACAAGGCCAGGAACAAGCAGACAGGGCAGCUGGUGGCCCUGAAGAAGAUCCGCCUGGACUCGGAGACCGAGGGCGUCCCAAGCACCGCCAUUCGGGAGAUCUCCCUUCUCAAAGAGCUUAAGCACCCCAACAUUGUCAGCAGGCUGCUAGAUGUGGUGCACAGCGAGAAAAAGCUGUACCUGGUGUUUGAGUUCCUCAGCCAGGACCUGAAGAAAUAUAUGGACUCGGCUGCGGCCACGGAGCUUCCUCUGCACCUGGUCAAGAGCUACCUCUUCCAGCUGCUGCAGGGGGUGAACUUCUGCCACUCCCACCGCGUCAUCCACCGGGACCUGAAGCCCCAGAACCUCCUCAUCAACGAGCUGGGGGCCAUCAAGCUGGCCGACUUCGGGCUGGCCCGGGCCUUCGGGGUGCCCCUGCGCACCUACACCCACGAGGUGGUGACCCUCUGGUAUCGCGCCCCUGAGAUCCUCCUGGGCUGCAAGUUCUACUCCACGGCCGUGGAUGUCUGGAGCAUCGGGUGCAUCUUUGCAGAGAUGGUGACGCGCAGGGCCCUGUUUCCUGGUGACUCUGAAAUCGACCAGCUGUUCCGGAUUUUUCGGACCCUGGGCACACCCAGCGAGGCCAUGUGGCCGGGGGUCACCCAGCUGCCAGACUACAAGGGCAGCUUCCCCAAGUGGACCAGGAAGUCGAUAGAGGAGAUUGUCCCCGCCCUUGACCCAGAGGGCAAGGACCUGCUCAUGCAGUUGCUACAAUAUGACCCAAACAGGCGCAUCUCAGCCAAGGCAGCUCUAACCCACCACUAUUUCUCCUCUUGCAAGUCAUGCUCGGCCCCACGUCAGUGCAUGUUGGAGCAUUUUUGCCGGUGAAGGGGACGGGCAUCCAGCUUCUGCCCUCAUCCCCCUCCUUCUCAGGCCCAGUACCCAAAGUCCCUUCUGCAGCUGCAGCUCUAGCCAUCUGUCUCUAAUGCUGGAGGGGAAUUAGAGGCAGGAUGGAUUUUGUGUCUGGGUUCAGCUGUGGUCUGGGGACCAUGAAGGGCUAGGUUUGGACCAGUCCUUCUCCCAGGUUAGUGAGAGUUCCCAUGUUCUUUGUUGGGUUUGAUGGCGCCACUUCAGAGUGGAGGGCACAGUUGCCUCAGAAGGGAGAGGUAAGAGAGCAGCUCCCUUGUACCCAGGAACACUGGUGGGAGGUGCUCAGAGGAAGAGGGCCAUUUUUAUUUUAUCCACUUUGCUUUUCUCUUUAGGAAUUAACCUCUUGACUUCACAGAUGUAGCCCAAACUUUACCUUCAAGUCAAGAAUUCCAAGGUAGAAAGGAUUUUGCUCCUGCACCCCAUGUCCAGCCCCCUGCUGUUCUUUUGGGGUUUAAACUGUUUAGGAAGGAGUUGAAUUCCAUUUAGAAGAGGUAGAAGAGAGGGGAAUUUUUCCAUACAUGGUCAGUGGCAAGUAUGUGAGUUGGGUGUGUUUUCAGCAGUUAACUGUUUAUCCAUAAUGGAAUUGCAUUCAUUUGGUCCUGGAUUUCAGAAUAAGAAAUAAAAAUGACAUUUCUGAUCUA